Messenger RNA from Zygosaccharomyces rouxii, 474 nucleotides. RefSeq names its product Spc19p (gene SPC19). NCBI's taxonomy places the organism in Eukaryota, Fungi, Ascomycota, Saccharomycetes, Saccharomycetales, Saccharomycetaceae. Bases 1 to 474 code for a protein of 157 amino acids. Gene Ontology annotation, biological process: attachment of spindle microtubules to kinetochore. Gene Ontology annotation, cellular component: DASH complex; spindle microtubule. The record is from RefSeq and is a predicted model, not a curated record. The transcript has a single exon.
AUGGCAGAAUCGUUGGAACGUAGUGUAGGUUAUCUGGAGGCCAGUAAUGAGCUACUUCGAAGAACGGUGACGAAGUUACAAGACAAUGCAGAAUCAAACAAUUUCCUAGCACAGACGAUGCUUGAUUGUAAAAGAGUAUUUGAACUAGUUCCUGAAUACGACGUGCAUAAGGCUAAAUUAGAUCUAAUUGAAGAAGUGGAGCCACUAGUGAGGACGCUCGAGGAGAAAUUGGAUAAAUCGACGGUUAGGAUGACAAGAGAAUUGGAUACUCUACAGCAGACAUACGAACUGAACAAAUUAAGAUUGAGUAAGAGUAAAGAUGUGGAAACAGGUAACGAAAUGGAUGUGAGUACAGAUGCUGUAAUAAUGACAUCUUCUACCAAUGAAGAAUUGGCUCAGCUGAAAGAUUUGAAAAGUAGAAAGAUGGAAUUACAGAGCCGAUUGCAAAUGCUAAGAGAAUCGAAAUCAAAAUGA